CUCAGAUAGCGUGAAGCUGGAUAGAGAAAGAAAGCGAGCGAGAGAGCACUGGAUUCUGUACCUGUGUCUAUGUCUAAAGAACGGAGAUAUCUCUUUUUUUCCCUUUCGCUCUUUCCCCCCUUGCUUUUUGCCUUAUUCUUUUUUCUUUUUUUUUGAUUCCUUGUGAAUCGUUUUCAUCUUUCCCGUUUAUUCAGUUCACCUCUAGCACAACUGGAUCCCUUAUUGGAUUGGUCUGACUACUAAAGAAGCUUUGAUGAACUGCUUUGGUAAAAACUGGUCAUGGAAUUCCUGAUACUCUGCCUUUCCUCUUGGAUAUUGCAUUGCAAUUCAGUGCGCGGGGACUCCAUCAUUCAUAUCGGUGCCAUCUUUGAGGCAAGCGCGGACCGAGAUGAUGAGGUGUUCCAGUUGGCCAUAUCAGACCUUAGUCUCAAUGACGACAUUUUACAGAGUGAAAAAAUCACGUACUCCAUAAAAUUCAUCGAGGCCAACAACCCAUUCCAGGCAGUGCAGGAAGCCUGUGACCUGAUGACCCAGGGCAUCCUGGCACUGGUGACGUCCACAGGCUGUGCAUCGGCGAGCGCGCUCCAGUCUCUGACGGAUGCCAUGCACAUCCCACACCUGUACGUCCAGAGGAACAACUUGGGGACCCCUCGCACUGCCUGCCAACUCAACCCCAGCCCUGACGGGGAGAGGUACACGCUAGCGGCCCGGCCCCCAGUGCGGCUCAACGACGUCAUGCUGAAACUGGUCACCGAGCUCCGCUGGCAGAAAUUUAUUGUAUUCUAUGACAGCGAGUAUGAUAUCCGGGGGCUGCAGAGCUUUCUGGACCAGGCUUCCCGACUGGGUCUGGACGUGUCUCUGCAGCGAGUGGACCGGAAUAUCAGCCACGUCUUCGCCAACCUUUUCACCACCAUGAGGACCGAGGAGCUCAACCGCUACCGGGACACUCUGCGCCGUGCCAUACUGCUUCUCAGCCCCAAGGGGGCGCAAACCUUCAUCCAUGAGGCAGUCGAGACAAAUCUAGCUUCUAAGGACAGCCACUGGGUUUUCGUAAAUGAGGAGAUCAGCGAUGCAGAGAUCCUGGAGCUUGUGCACAGUGCUCUGGGACGCAUGACCGUUAUUCGACAGAUCUUCCCCAUGUGGAAGGACAGCAACAUCCGCUGCAUGAGGAACAACCACCGCAUCUCCUCCCUGCUCUGCGACCCCCAAGAGGGGUACCUGCAGUCUCUGCAGGUGUCCAAUCUGUACCUGUACGACAGCGUGCUGAUGCUGGCCAACGCGUUUCACAGGAAGCUGGAGGACAGGAAGUGGCACAGCAUGGCCAGUCUGAACUGUAUACGCAAAUCCACCAAGCCCUGGAAUGGAGGUUGGUCCAUGCUGGAGACCAUACAGAAGGGCCGGAUAAGCGGGCUCACUGGCGUGGUGGAUUUCCAGGAUGACGGUUACAAUACUCACGUGCAGUUUGAGAUCCUUGGAACUAGCUACAGCGAGACCUUCGGCAAGGACGUGCGGAGGCUGGCGACGUGGGACUCCACCCGGGGAUUGAACGGGAGCCUCCAGGAGCGGCGGCUUGAGAGCGACAUGCAGGGAGUGACCCUCAAAGUGGUGACUGUGCUGGAGGAGCCCUUUGUGAUGGUAGCUGAGAACAUCCUGGGGCAACCCAAACGCUACAAAGGGUUUUCUAUAGAUGUGCUGGAUGCUCUGGCCAAAACCCUGGGCUUCAAGUACGAGAUCUACCAAGUGUUGGACAACAAGUACGGGCAAAAGCUUCACAACGGCUCCUGGAACGGCAUGAUAGGAGAACUCAUUAACAAGCAUGCAGACCUGGCCAUCUCCGCCAUCACAAUCACGCCCGAGCGGGAGAGCGUGGUGGACUUCAGCAAGCGCUACAUGGACUACUCUGUGGGGAUCCUGAUCCGCAAGCCCGAGGAGAAGAUCAACAUCUUCUCGUUGUUUGCUCCUUUUGACCUGGCCGUAUGGGUGUGCAUCGCCGCUGCGAUCCCUGUGGUAGGCGUGCUGAUCUUUGUGCUGAACCGUAUGCAGUCAGUGCAAGCACAGACCCCCCCUACCCACCAGCAGCAACCCCCAGCACCCUCCGCCUUCACCUCCCUCCAAAGCGCCAUCUGGAUCGUCUAUGGAGCCUUCGUCCAGCAAGGUGGCGAGUCUACAGUGAGCUCGGUGGCUCUGCGGAUUGUGAUGGGUAGCUGGUGGCUUUUCACACUGAUCGUAUGCUCUUCAUAUACCGCAAACCUAGCCGCCUAUCUCACCGUGUCUCGGAUGGACAACACCAUAAGAUCCUUCCAGGACCUGGCCAGGCAGGCUGACCUGUCGUACGGCACGGUGAGAGACUCCGCGGUGUACGACUACUUUAGAGCCAAGGGCACGAACUCGCUGGAGCAGGACAGCACCUUCUCAGAGCUCUGGAGGACCAUCAGCAAGAACAACGGGGCUGACAACUCGGUGUCCGGCCCGUCUGAGGGCAUUAGAAAGGCGAAAAAGUUGAGCUAUGCGUUCCUGUGGGACAUGGCGGUGGUGGAAUAUGCAGCCCUGACGGAUGACGACUGCUCGUUGACUGUGCUCAGGAACAGCAUCAGCAGCAAAGGUUACGGCAUUGCACUGCAGCACGGCAGCCCCUAUAGAGACCUCUUCUCACAGAGGAUCUUGGAGCUGCAGGAUAACGGAGACCUGGACAUCUUUAAGCAGAAGUGGUGGCCAAGGAUGGGCCGCUGUGACCUGGACAGCCAUGGCAGCCCACAGCCAGACGGGCGAGCUCUCAAGCUCCACAGCUUUGCAGGGGUCUUCUGCAUCCUGGCGGCCGGCCUGCUGCUCGCCUGCCUGGUCGCUGGCCUCGAGAUGUGGUGGAACAGCAAUCGCUGCCGACAAGAGCAGCCUAAAGAGGUUGCUAAGGAUUACAGACUGGCUAGCGUUUCUGGCCCAUUGACAUAUAAUGAUAUUACAACUGCUUCAUCUGGAGGGAGGAAGGACAUAUGGACAGAGAGAGACAGAAACUGGGAUGAAGCAGAAGAUAUUUAUACAGGACAAAGAGGUGAACCUGGAGCAGGUUCACAGGCGUAUGAACAGCCUUAUGGACGAGGACAUGGCUCACAAGGAGAUUCCAACCCAGUCUAUCGAGAUCUCUGCGCUGGACAUCGGCACCAUGCAGCCCAACCAGACCAUGAAGUCUGUGCGGGACUAUCAGAGCACGGGGCUGUCUGUGAGCACCUUUCUGCCGGAGCAGGGCCACGGGGCGGGCAGGACACUAACACAGGGCCCUGGCAGCAGUCUGCCCCUACCACUCAGCGGCUCAUCCACCAUGCCAUCCAUCCAGUGCAAACACAGAUCCCCCAACGGGGGACUAUUCCGCCAGAGCCCCGUCAAGACUCCCAUGCCAAUGCCAUACCAGUCAGUGUCCGGAAGACCAAUCCCAGAAGCCAUUGAGCCCACCCACGGGACAUCCAUCUGAUCUGGUCUGGGGAAUAAAAAAAAAAAAUUAAAAAAUAUAUAUAUAAAAAAAAAAAAAAAAUUA
This is a messenger RNA of Polyodon spathula (Mississippi paddlefish), 3526 nucleotides long. It is a transcript of the gene grid1b, whose product is annotated as glutamate receptor, ionotropic, delta 1b. The coding region runs from base 280 to 3438 and encodes 1052 amino acids. The record is from RefSeq and is a predicted model, not a curated record. Lineage: Eukaryota; Metazoa; Chordata; Actinopteri; Acipenseriformes; Polyodontidae. Gene Ontology annotation, molecular function: transmitter-gated monoatomic ion channel activity involved in regulation of postsynaptic membrane potential; glutamate-gated receptor activity. Gene Ontology annotation, cellular component: postsynaptic membrane; plasma membrane. The transcript is spliced from 17 exons. Gene Ontology annotation, biological process: synaptic transmission, glutamatergic; modulation of chemical synaptic transmission; monoatomic ion transport.